GCAUUGGAGCCCGAUGUAAAUUAAAUUCAUCUGGGGGGCUUUGGAGGCUGCUCGGCCCUGUUCCGGCCUGUAGGCUGGGCCCAGUUCACGCCGGCCCCCGUGUGUAUACCCUGGGGGCAUCAGAAACAGUUUUUCUCUCUCUGGACCCUGAUUCUUCACUUCCCCUUUCCACCUCUUGUGGUAAGAAUGGGUUUGAGAAAGGAGAAGUUGGAAAUCUUCUUGGGGCCAGAGCCGUAUCAUCAGGUGUGGGUUGAGGGUGUGAAAGUCAAGGGAGAGGAUAUCAGAGUGAAGAGGAAGGCACAGCGAGGGCCAAUUUGCCUAGCGCUUUCUCCGGGGAGGGGACCGGCCACUCGGACUGUCGAGAGAAGGGAUUUCUAGCAGACGAGAGAAGGGAUUUCUAGCAGCCAGCCGGGUAGCAGCCUCCUGGGCCUCCCCGUCUGUAUUCAGCGGAGGCCGGGGGCGGUGGAGCUAAAGGAGCGAGAUGGCCACAGGCCGCUUUUUCGUCUUCUCCCUGGCCCUGGGCGCCUUGGGCACCCUCUGCGUGCUCUUGACCAUCUACUGGUUGCAGCACUGGCGCGGAGGCUUCAGCUUGGGCCGGUCGGACGCCAUAUUCAACUGGCAUCCCGUCCUGAUGGUAGCGGGGAUGGUGGUGCUCUAUGGGGCAGCAUCGCUAGUGUACCGGCUGCCCCAGUCCUGGGUGGGAUCCAAGCUGCCCUGGAAGCUGCUCCACGCCGCCCUGCACCUGACCGCUUUUGUCCUGGUGGUCCUGGCCCUGUUAGUCGUCUUCACUUAUCACAGGUGGAAGAAAAUCACCAACCUCUACUCACUGCACAGCUGGCUGGGGAUCACCACCGUUUUCCUCUACGCCUGUCAGUGGUUGUUCGGUUUUGCCAUCUUCCUGCUGCCUUGGGCGCCCGUGUGGGUACGCAGCCUACUCAAACCCAUCCACGUGUUCUUCGGGGCCUCCAUUCUCUCCUUGGCCAUAGCCUCCGUGCUCUCUGGCAUCAACGAGAAGCUCUUCUUCUGUCUGAACAACCAGACGCAUUACUCCGGCCUCCCCGUGGAGGCCCGCUUCGCCAACGUGACCGGGAUGUUAGUGGUGGUCUUCGGGCUGCUGGUUCUCUAUGUCCUCCUGGCGUCACCCUGGAAACCACCCGAGCCCGGGGUGCUGUCGGACAGACAGCCCCUGUUGCUCGAAAGGGAGUGAAGCCAGAUGGGCCCCGAGGAGGUGUAACGCGGACCUGUGAUCCCCCCCCAACACAGACGGCGUUCUUUCCUCCGCCAGAGAAUCUCUUCUCCCGCUGCCGGCAACAGCCUGACCGGGGCCUGGACGACCAGGGGGAAAACGGGGAGCGGCAGCAUCCAGCUUCCUCCCGCCCCCCGGGCUUAUCCUGCUCUCUCAGUCUUUCCAUUUGCCACCUGACUGCUUCCCCGGGUCUUUCUACCCCCUUCUCUCCCGAUCGUGCCUUUUCUCAACUCCGUCUUUCUCAGCUGUCUUCUUUACAACUCAGGUGCGGCUUCCUUCUUUGGCUGUCUCCCUCCGGCCUCCUCCCCGCCGCUGUCCCGGACACGCACGCUCCUGUCUCUCGCGCCUCUGCCUCACUCUCCGUCCUCUCCUCCUGCCUUUCAGGCUGGCUUCACCUCUCCACCCCCAGGUGAAGAAGGCUGAAAGACUCAGGGAGACGAGAGGGCGGAACUCAAGCGCGAUUCAUGGUCUCGAAGUGGGGAGGUUGUGGGAAGAAUCCCUUCUCCACUUUCCGUCUCUGCUCCCCUCUCACGGGAGAUGACGUUAGCUCCUUUAACCUCUUGGCCUUACACGUCACGGGGCAAUCCAUUCGUACGUAGAGCGUCCGCGUGUGUCUGUGUACGCGUGUGUGGGCAGGAAAUGUGUCCGUUUAUUGCGGUAUUGUACUCUCCCGAGGGCUUAGUACAGGGCUCUGCACAAAGUAAGUGCUCGAUAAAUAUGAUUGAAUCGAACGAGUGCGUGCGUGCGUGUGUGUAGGUGGAUGGUGUCGAUCUGGGGUGUGAGUGGGAUGAAAGUGACGCUAGAUCUGUCUUGGAACAGGCCAAUAGGGGAAGGGAUAGAAACAAAGAAGCCGCUCAUCCCUCCACUCCAGGCUCUGAGUGCAAUGUUCGCGGUCUGAUCCCCUGCCCUAACUUUUAGCUCCUGCUGCAGCCGGGGCCCGCAUCCGGAUCCUGCCCCGACAUUUCCAGGCCGGUCACUGCCCGGUCAAGCCCAGGGACCCGCUUUGCCUGCUCUGGCAAGGAGGAAUUGACCGACUGGCAGGCCGCCGCCACCCACGGUGACAGAGGAGUAGAAUACUGAUUCUUGCUGAACCUUUUGGGCCUGGGGGACGGAGGGCAGGAGACGAUCCACAGGCAAUAUCUGGCCUGCCGGUCCUUUUCAUCCAGCCAGGCUGCUCACCCGCCACCUCCCCGCCCUGGGGCAGAGGGCUGGUGGAGGGAAUGAGGUCAGGAGUCCCAGCCUGCAGACCUGGGGGUGACCCUCAGGCCAGAGGUUUGGCCAGCCUGCCUGGCCGUGUUCCAUUCGUGUUACCCCUGGCUGUCCAGUUUUCACAGCUCUGAGCCAGCUGGACAACCAUUGCCAAGUACCAGUUCCCUGCCCUGGGCACCAGUGCCAAGUGGAAUUGGGGAUGGGAGGGAUCAGCACUGGCUUCUGAAAAAGCUUCUUCCUGAGUCUCUGGCUCAGCCCCAGGCCUUCUGGGAAGUUCAUUGACCACCCCCUUUUUUUUAUCAAAUCAGUCUUUUCCCUUCACUUUGAGCACUUUCUUCCUCCACCGCUGCACUUUUCCCAUCUCCCCCUCCCCUGGCUGCUGCUCUCAGGUUCUUCUCUCCUACUUGUCCUGUUCAACCCAGCGGGUAUCGUGGGCACAGUAUCUAAUUGGAAGAAAAAUGACCUCUGGAAAAUCUUUUCAGUCGGGUCCCUGGCUCUGGGAUGGACUUUUCCCUGUGCGGGGCCUAGAAACUGUGGAUGAGGCCAACCCCCCCUAACUGUUUUGGGGUGAGUUCGGUUCAGCGUUCAGGGCCUUGCUGGACUGGAGUGCUCAGUCGAGAUCGAUGGGUCCGGCCAGCCUGGAGCGCGUCAGACGUACUGCUGGAUUCAGACUCCUUUGUGUUCUCACAUUACCUAUUCCGGGGAAUGCUUGGUUGCAAAUGUUAUUAAAUGACUUAACUGACACAA
Molecule: messenger RNA, 3202 nt
Organism: Ornithorhynchus anatinus (platypus)
Lineage: Eukaryota; Metazoa; Chordata; Mammalia; Monotremata; Ornithorhynchidae
Product: cytochrome b ascorbate-dependent protein 3
Exons: 6
Coding region: 482-1207 (241 amino acids)
Cellular component (GO): lysosomal membrane
Molecular function (GO): oxidoreductase activity
Source: RefSeq, a predicted model, not a curated record